This is a messenger RNA of Biomphalaria glabrata, 3557 nucleotides long. RefSeq lists its product as uncharacterized. The transcript is spliced from 4 exons. The coding region runs from base 215 to 1204 and encodes 329 amino acids. The record is from RefSeq and is a predicted model, not a curated record. Lineage: Eukaryota; Metazoa; Mollusca; Gastropoda; Planorbidae. Gene Ontology annotation, molecular function: NAD+ poly-ADP-ribosyltransferase activity.
CGGGACUAUCUCAUCAUAGUAGCCUGCCCUUUUUAUCCGGUCCGCCCGGUGUACUUCUGCUACUUCUGUCUGGCGCGUUUCUUGUGCGAUUGGCAUUAGUGGAAUCUUGCCGGUGUGAAAGUGAUUCGACGUUUUCUCCCCUACCUACUAGAUCUGAACUAUCACGACAGCGUGUUGAUAAAUUACAUAGAAGAUACACAGCAGAACUUAAAAAAUGGAACAUUUGAAAACAUUUCUGAUAAUUUCUUCUAUCACAAUAUUUAUUGACAAUAAGUUCAUAGAGUCAGCCCCGACGACACCUCCUGCUAGGGGAACGGUAGACUUUAUUAAGUACGCCUACAACCUAAACAGUUCUCAGCCCGCCUACUGGUCGUCACCUGAAGACUUGGUCAACUUCACAAUAGUCGAUGUGGAUGACGCAACGGAAGACGCUAUUCGAAAUUUAGUGUCCGGCACUUGGGACAAAGACCUUGUGGGUAAGGGCGACGACGGACGUAAUUUGAACCAGACGGCCAUCACUGUACUCAACGUGAAACGAAUUGAGAACCCUUCUCUCUUCUCUAAGUAUAACGCCAAGCGAAAAGAAAUCCUGUUAUCCAGAUUUAGCGGGGUAGCCCCAGACGUGGCUAGUCUGGCAGGGUCCAGAGGCGGCAUCUCUACCACCCAGCUUCUCUCCCAGGCAAUGAAGGACGCUGUGUACGCCGAGGUCAAUGAGCAUUACUUCUUUCAUGGGACGAAGGUCCAGUACGUCAACAGCCUGGCCCUGAGCGGGUUCAUCAUGAGCUAUGCAGGUCUUGGGCAGUUUGGCCGAGGAAUUUACGGAGCAGAGAGGUCAACAAAAUCUGACCAGUACACAGAUGCUACUGGCGAUGUUCAGAAUAUGUUACUGGUCAGAAUGACAUUGGGUAAUAUCUAUCUUGUUAACGACACAGAGAAAAGACUAGCUAUUCGUAAUGCAAGUCUGCCUCCAGAUGUGGACAAUAACGGCCAGCCUGCUAACUAUAACUCUGUCAUGUCUGACUUCAGAGACGACGUUCUUGGAGUGUUCAGGGAGUUCAUCAUCUACAAUGAAACUCAAUUCUACCCAGAAUACAUCAUUGAGUACAAGAGAAUGUCAGGAACCAAUGGAGGUUCCUCUUCUAGCACAGUUAUUUUUUCUUUAUUCAACUUUAUAGUACCUCUAGUUGUAUUAAAUCUAUUAUAAGUUAAAUUUCCAUAUUCUUCCUAUUUUUUUGUUUUAUUGAAAAGUUUACAUUUAAUAUUUUAAAAAAAUAAUAAAAAAUAAACAGAAGUAUCAUUUAAAUCAGCAAAUAAUAAGGUAGUAAUUUUUUUUUCACAAAAAUUCUACACUUACAUUUUUUUUUGGUCUUAUUUUUAUUGUGUGCAUGUUAGUCAGGAUAAGUUAUAUUACAAUUGGUAAACAACUUUUUAUUGUCUAGGAUGUACUUCAUGUUAGGUCUAUUGGACCAAUACUAAUUGGCGCUUUGAAAUGUUUGUGCUAAGAUGUUGAGCUAAUAAAUACAUUGGAGUUAAAUUUCAUGAUUUUUAGUUAUUUAACUUCACAUAUACACCAGAGAACUUUCCUUUAUAAAUAAAGAUUAUUAGUUACUAGCCCAAAUUCCACACUCAGGGUUAAUAGCGAGUAGAGUUCAAACAAGGAACUCUAGGACCAGGUACUUAGUUACAUAGUUCAGUCUGCUUUAAUGAAUUAAGGACAUUGUUGUGGAAAGCAAUCCAUGUACCAGACCAUCCAAUAAACACUGGAAAAAAAAAUCAGAAGAAAUUGAAGAGUUACACUAGCUUGAAAGUUCCAAGCAUCAUGAACUUGGCAAUGACAAUCUUAUCUGUUGAAGUUAUGAGAUCAUUAAAAACAUUUUUAAAGCCUUAACUUUAUUGGUAAUUAAUCUGUUUGUGUGCUAUAGUGGAUGUCUAUAACUAGUUUAAUCGCAGUAAUGUUUCUACUUUAGAUAUUAAAAAAAAAAAAUAUUAAUAUUUAAAAAAAAUGCCUUUAAAGAAUAAAAUAGAGAAAGAUACAAGAGAUAGAUAUCUGGUCAUGUGGUAUGAGUUUUGGACAAGUGUCACAAUGCUUCCAGAGUUCAAAGCUUCUCUGCAAGUAUUCUCUGCUAUCAUGCAUGAGGUUUGGGCUAAGAUAUCUUUAUUCUUAUAUUUAACAAAAAAAAGACUUCAACUUACAAAUUAUAAAAAAGUGUACAAAAGGGAAUAAUUGGUUUAAAUUCAUUAAUACUUCCAUAUUUUUACACCAAUAACAACAACAUGGUAGCUUUUAUAAGACUUGCCUCCUUUGAUGAUAGUUCUCGUAGAACAUCGUUCACUGUAACCCUUUCCCCUAAAAAUACAAUUUCUAUGUAUAUCCUUCGAUCUUUAUGUAUUUUAAAUUCUAACAAUAUACUUAUUCAAACGUGGAAAGUGUAUAUAAAAGAUCACUGUCACCAUUUAAAAUUCUGACUUGUGAUUGAUGUUAAGCGUAUUUCCAAUUUAAUUUUAUAUUGAUGGCUUGUUUUAUAUUGUUUUGUUCAAAAUUAACAUAUUUAUAAUGUAUUAGGAAAUAUGUUCAGGUUUAUUAUGUUAUGAAUGUAACAUAUAACAUUAACAUCUAUACAAUGAUUGCUUUCUUGACUUACAUGUACAAUCAGUUUUUGUAUGUUUAGUUUUAUUUAUUGAAUAAAUACAGUUUUAUUUUAAUAUACACAUAUACUUUUUUGUUUAUUUAUCAAAAUAUUGUUAUUCGGAAAGUCUCUCACUAUGUCUCAUCACCAUCAUCAACAUUAAACUCCAUUUGAGUAGGCCUAUAAAUAUAUAUAAUAUAGAUAUAACAUAUGUUACAUAUAGGCAACAUGUGCAUAUUGUUUGUUGAUUUUAACUUACGUAUGUUAGCAUUAUUUCCACAUAUAAAUAGCAUUAUGUCUGAUUAGUGUCAGUUUUUUAAAGAUGUAUACUCUAGUUAUAUGUCAAAAUAUAUUUAUUAUUGUAUCUUAAAUUAUAUACAAUGUUUCAUAAUUAGAUGUCCAUAUGGCCAAUGUUAACCUUCAAAAUUAUGUAUGUUUGGCAUCAUAGCCAUAUCUUUAUACAAGAAGCCAAUUAAUAAAUAUUACUUGUAAAGUAUAAAUGAAAUAAACAGUUAAUGACAUCAUAUUGUACAUGUGACUAAUUGUACCUCAUUUCCAUUUUAAGUCCUAUAAUAUUGUCAUCUAAAAGUUCAAUACCAUUAUUUAAAAUAUUUGCUCAACUUUUGAAUUAUUAUUUUCAGUGCCAGUACAUUUAAAUCAGUGGUGUAGCUAGGGUUGGGAUAAGUAGCUGUCCAAAAUUAAGGUUCAGUAGGGCCCCCACUGGAGGGGGCCCUCCAAAUGAUUUUCUGAAAUGUGUUUUUACAUUAAAUAUUAAGCCAUUAUCCCAUGUCAUGAUUUUGAAUGUCAAAAUGCAGGGGCCCCUAAAGCGGUCAAGCCCUGGGGCCCCCAAAUCCCUAGCUAUGCCACUGAUUUAAAUUAUUAUUUUAUAAAUUAAAUGAAAUGCUUACAAUAAAAAUUGUUAAUAUCAAG